AUCCGAGUUCAGAAGUCACGUUUCCGGAAGCAGGUGCAGUAAAGAAAACAGUGAAUCCCCACAUGUGCAGAACAGCAGCCUCCAGGAGUUGAUGCAAAACAUUAAAUUUGUGAGAUUUUACAGUUUUCGGCGCGUGAACGCGCGGGGGUUCAUGUCCCGUGCCGAGGCGGCUCACGGACUCAGGCUGUUGUAGUGGCGAGGAAACAUCAUGGAGGAAGUGAUAAAGUUACCGGAGAGCAAGGAGAGGCGUGCGGCCAAGCAGAAGAGGGCUGCCCCGGUGAGGCCGGACCUGGAGCAGGAGGAGGCGAAGCGGCAGAGGAACGUGGAGACUCUGGCGGUGCUGGGGGAGGCGGACGGCUCGGUGAGGCUGCUGGAGGAGCUGGUGUUCGGAGCGGAGGACGAGCUGCUGGACAGACUGGUGGAGGACAAGGACCAGCAGAGAGCAACGCUACUGGACGACAAAGAUGACUCCAGCGAAUCAGAGGCUGAGAACGAGGCUCGCCUGGAGGUCCCGCCCACGAGGAAAGCCGCCUGGGUGGACGAGGAUGACGAGCUGGAGGAAGAGGUCGACAUGACUCAUCGUUUCCGCAGAGAUCUGGUCAAAGGAGCAGCAGAGGCGACGAUGUCCAAACAGAAGCUGCAACAGAGGAUGAAGGACCAGUUCCAGAAGGCGAUGGGAGGAACUCCGUCAUGGGCGGAGAUCAAAGUCAAAAAGAAGGGCAAGAAGAAAGCUGAGGAGGACGACGACGACGAGGAGGAAGAUGAAGAUGACGACCUGCUGAGGAAGACGGGGAACUUUGUGGCUUCCUCUGACAGUCUGCCUGCUGGGAUCCUGCAGAUGAAGAGGUGUCUCCACGCCAACAGCGCCCGUCCGUCAGACGACAAACUGACCACCGUGCAGUUCCACCCGUCCGCUCAGGUCGUCAUGACAGCCGGCCUCGACCAAUCAAUCUCCCUCUUCCAGGUGGACGGGAAGACGAACCCGAAGAUCCAGAGCAUCCACCUGGAGCGUUUCCCGGUGCACAAAGCCCAGUUCAGCCGCGACGGGGAGAAGGUGGUGGCCACCAGCCUGAAGAACAAGAUGUUCUACCUGUACGACAUGAUGGAGGGGCGGGUGCAGCCCGUCCACACCGUCAGAGGUCUGAACGAAGCCCGAGUGAAGGAGUUCUCCGUCUGUCCGGAGGGAGACUCUCUGCUGCUGACGGGGACCAGCGGGUACCUGCACGUCCUCACGCUCAAGACCAAAGAGGUGGUUCGCAGUAUGAAGAUCAACGGUAACAUCAGUGGAGUCGCUUUUUCUCACGACGGCAGCAAAGUCUUCACCAACUCUGAGGAGGGGGAGGUGUAUGUGUGGGACAUGCGCAGCAGUCGGUGUCUUAACAGAUUCACAGACGACGGCUGUGUGAGGGGAACGUCCAUCGCUGCUUCCAGAAACGGACAGUACCUCGCCUGCGGCUCCCAGUCGGGCGUGGUCAACAUCUACUCGCAGGAGGCGUGUCUCAGCUCGACCAAUCCCAGGCCUCUGAAGGCGGUGAUGAACCUGCUCACCACGGCGACCUCGCUGACCUUUAACCCCUCCUCAGAGAUCCUGGCCAUGGCCUCGCGGGCCGACGACGAGGCCGUGCGGCUGCUCCACCUGCCGAGCUUCACCGUCUUCUCCAACUUCCCGCUGUCCAAGAAGAAGAUCGUCCACCGCACCAGCUGCCUCGACUUCUCCCCCAACAGCGGCUUCUUCUCAAUGGCCGACAACAAGGGCCGCGCCCCCCUCUUCAGGCUGCUGCAUUAUAAGGAUUUCUGAGGAGGAGGAAACCUUUUCCAGUGACGUCGGUGCAGCUGAGCGAGUCAGAGCAAGGCAGUGAUGCCUUGCCCAAGGUUCACGGUUCAAUUCCCACUUCCACCACUUGUACUGGAAACGUCUGCGCUCACGUUACAGAGGCGUUUGGAUUAAAGCGUCGACCAGAUUGUGAUGAAAAUCCCUGUAAAAUGUCUGUGCACCAGCGGCUCCCUUUUCCACCUGCAUUCAUGCAUCAUCUGUGAUCGGACUGAGCAAAAAUUUUAAAAAAUAAAUAAAAAAUCCAAAGUUACGCCGUUUACAGACCCUGUUAUCACACUGUAAUGCAGUCGGUUUACAUUAAAUUAUGUCCUUAGGCAACUUCUAGAUCAGCUGAUUGCUCAUCUUCUAAUUUUCGAUGCUGUAACGUGUCUCGAGAACAGAAGACAGCGACAGAUUAAGCUUCGCUGUCGACAACAAAUCACAGCUGCCGCGUUUGUUUACUUCUGUGAAGCCGAGGCGUCAUCAGAGAAUCUGCCGAGCGGCCAAUCAGGCGUCUCGCAUCAGAUCCAGGAGCGAGAGGCAGAUCCAGACCUCAGGAAUUCAUUACAUAAUUCAGAAAUGUGGGCGUUUGCGACGCACGAGGGACCGAAGCAGCUGAAAUCAAACACGUCUUCAGUUCAUGGACUGAAACCAGGCAAACGGACCUCGACGGCUAAUUCUUCUUUUAGCAGAACUUGAUAAACUCGCAGCCUCCCGCUCUGCCUGGCAUGACUUUCAGAUUUCCAGAUUUUUCAAGGCGAUCUCUUCUUGGUUUGAAAAACAAGGAAAAAAAAAAAGAAGGUAUUGCAGGAAGCAGCAGGUGUGAGUGGAUUCCAGCCAAAAGAAAUCUGAAAAAAAAAUAAAUAAAUAAAAAUAAGAAUGCAAACCACUUUAAUGCAGGUGCAAAAGGGGCGUUUAGAUUUGUAACGAGCUUCCGCAGACUAAACACUUUCCACAAGAGUCGCCAGAUCCCAGCUCUGUAUCUCCCCAGGUGUGUCUUUAUAUUGUUUUCUUUUUUUUUUUUUUUUAAAUCAAAUUAUUGUAUAAAUGAACGAAUGCAUUGUG
This is a messenger RNA of Myripristis murdjan (pinecone soldierfish), 2878 nucleotides long. It is a transcript of the gene utp18, whose product is annotated as UTP18 small subunit processome component. Gene Ontology annotation, molecular function: protein binding. Gene Ontology annotation, biological process: rRNA processing. The transcript is spliced from 13 exons. Gene Ontology annotation, cellular component: Pwp2p-containing subcomplex of 90S preribosome; small-subunit processome. Lineage: Eukaryota; Metazoa; Chordata; Actinopteri; Holocentriformes; Holocentridae. Bases 209 to 1798 code for a protein of 529 amino acids. The record is from RefSeq and is a predicted model, not a curated record.